CUGACUUAUUCGUAUAUGUGUACUAGGUCUAGUGUCUGUAACACACAAAAGGCUGUGUCUCUCUUUCUCUCCCUAUUUAUUAUCUUUGCAGAAGCCUUUCAAGUUCUAAAGAAUCUGAGAGCCAAAAAGACAAAUGGAGGAAAAUCAAGAACUUGUUUUGACCCAGUUGAGAACAUCGGUGGAGAAACUCUCUUCUUCCACAGAGGGAUAUGAGAAACCGACGUUGAUGAGGUUCCUGGUGGCAAGAUCAAUGAACCCUGACAAGGCAGCAAAGAUGUUUGUAGAUUGGCAAAAAUGGAGAGCAUCUAUGGUUCCUCCAAAUGGGAUCCCAGACUCAGAAGUGAGAGAUGAAUUGGAUUUUGGAAAGAUCAGUCUUCAGGGUCCAACCAAAUCUGGACACCCUUUGGUGCUUGUCUUGUGCUCUAAGCAUUUUCCUGCCAAGAAUGCAGUUAACUUCAAGAAGUUUGUUGUUUAUGUACUAGACAAAACAAUCGCAAGUGGCAUCAAAGACAAAGAAGUAGGAGAUGAAAAGUUAGUAGCCGUUUUCGAUCUUGCAAACAUUACAUACAAGAACCUUGAUGCUCGUGGAUUAAUCACCAGCUUUCAAUUCUUACAAUCUUACUACCCGGAACGCCUAGCAAAAUGUUACAUGUUGCACAUGCCUGGAUUCUUCGUGUCCGUUUGGAGAUUCGUCUGCCGUUUUCUAGAGAAAUCUACUCAAGAAAAGAUUGUGAUAGUAACUGAUGGAGAAGAAGAGAUAAAGUUCAAGGAGGAGAUCGGAGUAGAUGCCUUGCCAGAAGAAUAUGGUGGCCGUGCUAAGCUCACACUAAUCCAAGAUGUUCUUCUUCCUCAAACUGCUCCAGAAAAAGCACAUGAAUAUAAUCUCUCGUCUAUCACCACCGCCGCCAAAACCUCUCCCUCCCUCUCUCUCUCUCUCUCACUUCCGGCGACAAUGGCGACACUCACUCACCAAACCCCACAAACCCAUUUCCUCUCCCGUCUCCCUCUCAACCCCAAACCCAAACCCAUCUCCACAAGAGUCAAAAUGUCCCUCCAAGAAUCCGCACCCUCUCUCGCCGUCGUCGGCGUCACCGGCGCCGUAGGCCAAGAGUUCCUCUCCGUCUUAUCCGACCGCGACUUCCCUUACAGCUCCGUCAAGAUGCUCGCCUCCAAACGCUCCGCGGGCAAACGCGUCUCCUUCGACGGGCGUGAAUACACCGUCGAAACUCUCACCGCGGAGAGCUUCGACGGCGUCGACAUCGCGCUGUUCAGCGCCGGGGGGUCGAUAAGCAAGGAGUUUGGACCUUUAGCUGCGGAGAGAGGAACGAUUGUUGUUGAUAACAGCUCUGCUUUUAGGAUGGUGGAGGGAGUUCCGUUGGUGAUACCGGAAGUGAACCCUGAGGCGAUGGAUGGGAUUAGGGUUGGGAGUGGUAAAGGGGCGUUGAUUGCGAACCCUAAUUGUUCGACUAUUAUUUGUUUGAUGGCUGUUACGCCUCUUCAUCGUCACGCAAAGGUGAAGAGGAUGGUGGUUAGUACGUAUCAAGCAGCUAGUGGUGCAGGUGCUGCUGCUAUGGAGGAGCUUGUGCAGCAGACUCGCGAGGUUUUAGCGGGUAGACCGCCUACUUGUAACAUCUUCGGACAGCAGUAUGCAUUUAAUCUGUUUUCCCAUAAUGCUCCGAUUACGGAGAAUGGUUACAACGAAGAGGAGAUGAAACUUGUUAAAGAAACAAGGAAGAUCUGGAAUGAUACAGAAGUAAAAGUAACAGCGACGUGUAUACGUGUUCCGGUUAUGCGUGCUCAUGCCGAGAGUGUGAAUCUACAGUUUGAGACUCCCCUUGACGAGAACACAGCAAGGGAGCUGUUGAAGAAAGCACCUGGAGUUUACAUUAUAGACGACCGCACUUCAAACACCUUCCCUACUCCACUUGAUGUCUCUAACAAAGACGAUGUCGCUGUUGGUAGGAUCAGGCGAGACGUGUCUCAAGAUGGCAAUUACGGGCUGGACAUAUUCGUAUGUGGAGAUCAAAUACGCAAAGGAGCUGCUCUUAAUGCUGUUCAGAUCGCUGAGAUGCUUCUCUGAUUUUGAUUCCCUCACUCACUUGCCAUGACAUCCCUGUAGCAGAUUCGAGCCAAGACUUUGUGGGUUUCUUUUGUUUCUUUGUUUGACCAGUUUUGUUACUUUCAUACACGAAGUUGUCUCUGAAAAUCCUCCCUACGGCUGAACCUUACCAGUUUCCGGUUUAAACCAGUACCGGUAUGGUUAAUAAAAUAUUCAAUUUAUUAGAUGUGGGGUCUUCACUUCAGAUUACUUUUAAAAUAGGUCUAGCCACAGAGGAUCCCUGGUCCCUCAAUUAUUCAACGCACUAAACCAGUCACGUAUAGGCCCACAUUGUCCUUCCUUCCUUUUCGCUUUGUAGUUUAGUUAGCCCCCGUACGAUUCUGAAUAUUAUAUUUCUCUUUUAUUUUAUAAAGUGAAUAAGUGUUAUCCAAU
Molecule: messenger RNA, 2491 nt
Organism: Eruca vesicaria subsp. sativa (arugula)
Lineage: Eukaryota; Viridiplantae; Streptophyta; Magnoliopsida; Brassicales; Brassicaceae
Source: the annotation of a GenBank genome assembly